This is a messenger RNA of Necator americanus (New World hookworm), 546 nucleotides long. RefSeq lists its product as uncharacterized. Gene Ontology annotation, molecular function: fatty acid binding. Gene Ontology annotation, biological process: fatty acid transport. Lineage: Eukaryota; Metazoa; Nematoda; Chromadorea; Rhabditida; Ancylostomatidae. The record is from RefSeq and is a predicted model, not a curated record. Gene Ontology annotation, cellular component: nucleus; cytosol. The coding region runs from base 1 to 546 and encodes 181 amino acids. The transcript is spliced from 5 exons.
AUGACUGAUGGUGUUAGCCUUUAUUUCUAUGUUUUUAUUGUGUGCGCAAUUUUUUCUGCACUAUUAUUUUGUACACGUUGCUGUAAUGUGCUGCCUGUUCGUGCCAAGCGAUGCAUUACGAAUCCCGACAUGCCAGUCGAGCAGGAUAUCCUCGGAAAAUGGACUUUUGUCUCUUCGGACAAUUUUGAAGCGUACUUGAAAGAGGCUGGCGUUGGUAUGAUGACGAGAAAAAUUGCGGCCAAUUUGAAGCCGACGUUGGAGUUCGUGAAAGAGGGCGACACGAUCACGAUGACCUCAGUGUCCACAUUUAAGACGUAUGUGACAAAAUUCAAGAUUGGUGUGACGUUCGACGAGAAAACUGGCGAUGGACGUGAUGUCAGCCAAACGUACACCGUUGAAAACGAUCGCCUCGUGCUCGAUGAAAAAGGGAAAAAUGGCGGCUCGGAUUCUCGCAUCGAACGUUACAUCCAGGAUGGAAAACUGUACAUUGUAUGCGAAUGCAAUGGGGUGAAGAGCACAAGAAUCUAUGAACGAAUGACUGAAUAA